CCCUAAAACAAUUUUUCUUGCCUCAAAAAAUUCUGUAUUGGUGGGACCUUUGAGUUUUGAAGCGGGAAGACCGAAGAUGAACGAAGCAGCAACUUACAUGUAAGUAACGCUCCUUCUUCUACAAGCUUCUCUCUCUGUCUCUCACUCUCUCUCUCUCUCUGCCUUUUCCACCCAUGGCUCGAAACAAGGAAGCGUUGCUUUUGCUGCUUGAUGUGGGCCCGUCAAUGCAUCCCGCUCUUUCUGAAAUUGAGAAAGUCUGCUCCAUGCUUGUGCAGAAGAAGCUGAUCUAUAGCAAAUAUGAUGAAGUGGGAAUAGUCUUAUUUGGAACUGAAGACACUAAUAAUGAACUUACUACGGAAGUGGGUGGGUAUCAACAUGUUGUGAUUUUGAAAAAUACUUAAGUUGUGGAUGGAGAUAUUGUUGAGGCUUUACAAUAACUGCCUCGAGGUACAACUGAUGGUGAUUGUAUCCAUGAAGUUCUUGGUUUUAAUACAAUAAAUUUUUUGGUUUUAUAUUAUGCUAGUUUUUACUUGUUUAUUGUUAUCUUUUUUUUUGAAACAUUUUUCUCAAAAUAUUACAUGAUUUUGAGUUUUCCCUGCAUUAAAAUAUUCACAUGUUUCCUUCUGACAAAGAGUAUUUUCUUUUGCAAGUUCUUUACUUUUAGAGUAUGAGAUCUCAGACAUUUGUGUUUCUGAUUACACGGUAUUACUUAAUGCCAUUUAUCUUUCAUUUGAGUUCUUUUAUUUUCCUUUUCAAAUAAUUAGCUACAUAUCUCUAAAUCUUCACAUAAACAAAACCUCUAUUUCUGUUGUACAAUUUGUUUGCUUUCUUUUUUGAAGAGUAACUAUUUUUUUUUUAAAUUUUUGUCAACUAUUUUUUUUUUGCAUGAUUUGUAUAUUUAGAUUUUCCUGAAAACCAAUAUGUUUGUGUUAUUAAAAUCAUGUAAUGUAAUCAGUAGCAAAACUUUAUAAGAUUAAUUAUUAAAUUUUCAAGAGGAAGUUGAUCCUUUCCUACUGCCAUUGAUUUGACCUCAUCAGCUCACUUUUACCCUUUUUUGUAUUCCUUGAC
Molecule: messenger RNA, 1068 nt
Organism: Glycine soja
Lineage: Eukaryota; Viridiplantae; Streptophyta; Magnoliopsida; Fabales; Fabaceae
Product: ATP-dependent DNA helicase 2 subunit KU80-like
Exons: 4
Coding region: 174-401 (75 amino acids)
Biological process (GO): cellular response to gamma radiation; telomere maintenance; cellular response to X-ray
Cellular component (GO): Ku70:Ku80 complex
Molecular function (GO): telomeric repeat DNA binding; double-stranded DNA binding
Source: RefSeq, a predicted model, not a curated record